GAUUUUUUCAUUUUACGCACUUCUCAACGACCGCAACGCAAGGUCCACGACGAGAAAGAUCGGUCCGUCCGUCAUCAUUCGGUAGCUAAUCUCGUUGUGUAGCGGUACAACAGUGCUAACGAUUACUCAGUACAUACUGAAAUUAAACUUGAGUGGAGACCUGCAAGUUGCUAGUGUAUACAGUAUUAGAAAGUGGUAUUUGGUGCCUGGUGAUUGCGAUGGAGACACUGUCAAGUUGGGUGAAAACUACACUGCCUAAUUAUCUGGCUGGACUUCCCAUUCCCAACAGUUUUGGAGGAUGGUUUCGGCUCGGAUUUAAAGAUUGGCUUUCGUUGAUUCCACCGACCGCGGCCCUCGGUGGUUUAGUCUAUAUGUCUUAUUUGGCAUUCUGUCCGGAGGCACGUCCGAAACCGAGUACUAAGGUGAACCGGAAAAUCCGUAUGUCCGAAGGCAAGGUCGUAGACAUGAUCGACAUCGAAGAUAUUGCAGAGAAAGCCGCUUUUUGUCGCUGCUGGAAGUCGAGCAAUUGGCCCUACUGCGAUGGAUCGCACGGUGCUCACAAUAAGGAAUGUCAGGACAAUCUUGGACCGGUGGUUGUUUCACGUAAAAAAAAUUAGGCUAGCAGAACCAACAAUGUUCGUGAUUUGAUAGUGCUUUAAAAAUAUUUCUAUACAUUAUGCAUUGGAGAAUAUCGAAUAACUCAUAAUGCUCAUAACAACGGUUAAUAAUUGAUUGAUUAUAUCAAGAAGAAAAGGGCAAUUAUACUUAGGUUUUCAGCAUCAUGAUCGUAUUGUUUCUUAUUCAUCCUUAAUUAAAAGGAAAUAAAAUUUCAGCAAGCGAAUGUGUUACGAACAGUUUAACGCUAAAUCA
Messenger RNA from Wyeomyia smithii (pitcher-plant mosquito), 870 nucleotides. It is a transcript of the gene Cisd2, whose product is annotated as CDGSH iron-sulfur domain-containing protein 2 homolog. Gene Ontology annotation, cellular component: mitochondrial outer membrane; intracellular membrane-bounded organelle. Gene Ontology annotation, biological process: regulation of autophagy. The transcript has 4 exons. The record is from RefSeq and is a predicted model, not a curated record. Lineage: Eukaryota; Metazoa; Arthropoda; Insecta; Diptera; Culicidae. Bases 219 to 617 code for a protein of 132 amino acids. Gene Ontology annotation, molecular function: 2 iron, 2 sulfur cluster binding.